AUGAGCUUCAAUCCAUACACACAAAAUGGGGGGUAAGCUUAAGUCCCUUUCACGGCUCUAUCAAAUCCACAUAGUACAACUCUCGGGAUCGCAGGUGCCGACUAUGCCCUGGUUGCAUCGGAUACUCGCUUAACCGAUGAGAACGCUGGUCUACUAUUUUCCCGGGAUUCCCCUCAUAUUUAUGACAUGUAUGUGAUGGUUUUCGUGAACUCCAAAAUUCAGAACGCCAACAAUUCGAAUAUGCCUUACAGGCUUUCAUGGAGAUAUACUUACCUUUAUUAAGUUACUCGAGACGCGUGUUAAGGCACGUUUUCCUGUUUAUGACCCUUUUGUAGGAGUUCAAGUAUCAUCAUAAGAAAGAUAUAUCCCUCACGGCGAUGGCGAAUCUCAUUUCCGUUUCUCUGUACUCACGCCGAUUUUUUCCAUUCUAUGUGGGAACCCUCCUAGCCGGACUUGAUGAAAAUGGCGAAGGCGCCGUUUUUUCAUAUGAUCCCGUGGGCUCUUAUCAGCGUGAGCAUUACCGCGCAUCCGGCACUGGGAGUGCUAUCUUGCAACCUUUCAUGGAUAGUCAGGUGAGUAUUCUUCAUUCUUGUGAAUGUUUCCUAGAUUCUAGGGAAGGAUCUUGUAAGCAAGCCCAUAAAACUCUCAAAGGAGGCAGCAAUUAAUCUUGCUAAGGACAUCUUCAUCAGCGCGGCAGAAAGGGACAUAUACUGUGGCGACGCCGUCGUCGUGGACGUUAUAACCCAAAAAGGUGUCGAGCGGCUAAGCUUCCCGCUUAGACGCGACUGA
Molecule: messenger RNA, 789 nt
Organism: Spirometra erinaceieuropaei
Lineage: Eukaryota; Metazoa; Platyhelminthes; Cestoda; Diphyllobothriidea; Diphyllobothriidae
Source: the annotation of a GenBank genome assembly